AUGCAAGCAUCGGAAUCUAAGCCUGACACUCCUCCUAGAUACUAUGAACAUGGAAAUAUACCCAUAGAUUACCUUGAACCUGAAUACGAACCUAUGCCUGAGGAUGAUCAUAUUCCUGAAUAUGAACCUCUUCCUGAAGAUGAACCCAUUCCUGAGUAUGAGCCUGAGACUCCUACUGAAGAAUAUACUGAAGAUAUGACUGAUGUCGAGCUCGAACCACAACAACCUGCUGCAUCCACCGAAUCGGUGAACCAAAGAAAUGCUCCUCCAAGGAUCGAGCCUGCUCCUAAUCAGAACACACAUGGGCAAGCCAUCAAUGCACUGCAACAAGAAACACGUAAAGUCGCGAUCAAUCUUCCGGCUGCCGAGUCUACUCUUUUGACAUCUGCUAAAACUCCUCAUGCCGAUAAACCUACGGUUGUCUUGCCAACUACCGAGAAGGCUCCUUCGCCUCCACCGACUAUUUAUGGUAAUGUUGACCAGUCAACAAAGAAAAACUUGGCUUCAACGGAGUCUGUAGAAGACAACGCUUCGCUUUCCCCCAUGGAUAUUGAUGUCGACUCUGCAUUAGCGAGGCUGAACAGCUUUGUAAGCCAAUACUCUUUUCUUUCUGAUUCGGAUCAGUCUAGGGAGUACACUGACAAGGUGGGGCCUGAAGCUACCAAGGUCAAAGCCUUGACUGAAAAGCUCAAACUUCAUGCCUUUAGUCACGAAUUGGUCGACUCACUGCGUGAUGACCCUAGCCUCGGUCAAGAGCUUCAGGAAACUUGUACUCAACAGCAGGGGUUAGAGAUCUAA
Messenger RNA from Vicia villosa (hairy vetch), 798 nucleotides. RefSeq lists its product as uncharacterized. NCBI's taxonomy places the organism in Eukaryota, Viridiplantae, Streptophyta, Magnoliopsida, Fabales, Fabaceae. Bases 1 to 798 code for a protein of 265 amino acids. The record is from RefSeq and is a predicted model, not a curated record. The transcript has 2 exons.